This is a messenger RNA of Knipowitschia caucasica, 354 nucleotides long. Lineage: Eukaryota; Metazoa; Chordata; Actinopteri; Gobiiformes; Gobiidae. The record is from the annotation of a GenBank genome assembly.
AUGGCGGAGUGCGGGCGGAAGGCGCUGUCCCUGCUGGAGGCGGCCCGCUCCCGGUACGAGAGCCUGCAGAUCUCCGAUGACGUUUUCGGCGAGUCUGGGGAUGACAGCAGCGACAACCUUUUCUACAGCACCUCGGGAGAAUCGGACUCAGAUCACUACACCGGGGAGACAGGCGAAGAGGACCAGACACACCAGCACAGGCGCAGCGAGAAGGACAAUGGACACAGCGGACACAGUGGCCCCCCGGGGUCUCUCUCCCACAGUCAGGCUGAGGAGGAGGGCUGGACCGAGUGCCUGCAGGACGUCACCGUGCCCCCGUACAAAGACACAUACGGUGAGACUCACGAUGAAUAA